Molecule: messenger RNA, 1996 nt
Organism: Neohortaea acidophila
Lineage: Eukaryota; Fungi; Ascomycota; Dothideomycetes; Mycosphaerellales; Teratosphaeriaceae
Product: serine/threonine kinase 16
Exons: 7
Coding region: 197-1846 (549 amino acids)
Biological process (GO): transmembrane transport
Molecular function (GO): transmembrane transporter activity
Source: RefSeq, a predicted model, not a curated record
CGGCCACUUAAAGGGUGGUUGUGCCUCCCUUAGCUCUCUCAUCGUGGCACCGCAACAUUCAACGACCUUGGGAGUUGCAGCACUCCAAUUGCGUUUGCUGUGAUUGCUCAGGCUCGACGUAUUCCUCCGUCCCUGCAAAGAGCGUUGAUCACGAACUUGAGGCGACUGCGCCGUAAACCCCCUUCGAUCACCCAGCAUGGAGAUGAACUCGGAUGCAAAUGAGCUCCAUCAGAUCGAGAAGGAGUUGAAUGUCGAGAUUCUUCCGGGCACCGAGAUCAUGACGGAUGUUGGCUCCCAUCACUUCGUCAAGGGCUCUCGCCAUGUGCUUGUUCCUCAGCCUUCGUCCGAUCCGCACGAUCCACUCAACUGGACUCCUCUCUGGAAGUCGUUGGCAAUCAUUUCGGCAACGACCGUCUCCUUCACGCAAGGCUUCGGUCCGCUAUCGCUUGCACCCACCUUUGGAUAUCUCAUUGAGGCAUUCCACAGCAAUCUGACCGAUGUCGUAAGGUUUACGGGCGUGGCCAUCCUGGUCCUCGGCUUCAGCAACUUCAUCUGGGUUCCUCUCAGCACUUCCUUCGGCCGUCGUCCAGUCUACAUCGUCUCACAACUCGUCUGUCUCGGGUCUGCGGUGUGGCGCGCUCGCGCAACAACAUACGGCAGUUUCAUGGGAGCUUGCGUUCUGAAUGGCAUCGGUGCCGGACCCGCAGAAACAAUCCAACUUGCCGUGAUUGCCGACAUCUUUUUCCUCCACGAUCGAGGCUUUUGGAAUACGCUCUACUGGGUCUUCUACAUGGGAUCUCUGAUGGUUGCCCCUAUCAUCUCCGGCAGCAUGGCGCUACAUCUGGGCUGGCGCGCAUUCUGGUGGCUUUACUUUGCCAUGACCAUUGUCUCUCUGCUCAUGGUCAUCUUCAUGUUCCCCGAGACGAAGUGGCACCGACUCCAUCCCGACGAGAUUCUCAAGAAUGCAUCAACUUCGCCCCUCGAAUCCUCCGAAAAGGUCAUUGAUAAAAAGGAGGAGGUUGAAUACAGCAGCACGGCUGCCAACGACAACCUCGCACGCGAAGAGACAGCCGACCGUGAUCCCUGGCUGGGCAAAGGUAAGCCUAGCAAGCAACAAUGGAAGUUUUAUCAACCCAACGCCAACCCUUGGAAUUCCAUCCUCAUGGACCUGUGGAUUCCUUGGAAACUCUUCGCCUUCCCCAUCGCCGAAUUCACCGCCUUCGUCGUCUCGUGGUCCUGCAGCUCCUUCCUGACCAUCAACCUGACGCAGGCGCAGAACUUCGCCGUCCCGCCGUACAAUUUCACCUCGCAGACUAUCGGCUUCACCAACUUUGCCAUCCUCAUUGGCGCAUUCAUCGGCCUGGCGACCAAUGGCAUUCUCUCGGAUUGGAUCAGCGACCGAGCAACGAGGAAGAACAAAGGCAUCCGCGAGCCGGAGAUGCGACUCCCCGCCAUGAUUCCCUACGUAUGCAUAAUGAUUCUCGGGAACUUCGUCGUGGCGUUUGGAUAUCAACAGAAAUGGCCCUGGGAAGCCAUCGUCAUCAUCGGCUACACCUGCGCCGGCAUUCAAGUCGCCUCCAUCCCCGCCAUCGUCACCACUUACGCCGUCGACUCGUACAAGCCCGUCGCCGGCUCGCUGAUGGUCGCCGUCACCGUCAACAAGAAUGUAUGGGGCUAUGGGUUUGCGGAGUUCAUCACGCCGUGGAUCAUCAAGCAGGGCUAUAUUCCUCCGAUUAUGACUAACAUGUCCUUGAUCACGCUGUGGUGCUCUUUUGGCAUCUUGUUCUACUACUGUGGGAAGACGUUUAGGAGGUGGUCGAGGAACAGCUCAGUGCAUAGGUUGUAGUGCGUGGGUGUCGUUCCCUUCCAUGUUGCGGCGAUACGCGAGCUCAUGAGAAAAGCGGGAAGAUGUAGCAAUCCAAAUGCGAUUCGAUUAUGUGUCAUUCCCCGUCGUAGAACGAGCAGAUCUCUCAUUCAGCUCGUUGUGCAGUCUGCC